Molecule: messenger RNA, 1588 nt
Organism: Lactuca sativa (garden lettuce)
Lineage: Eukaryota; Viridiplantae; Streptophyta; Magnoliopsida; Asterales; Asteraceae
Product: auxin-responsive protein IAA8
Biological process (GO): regulation of DNA-templated transcription
Cellular component (GO): nucleus
Source: RefSeq, a predicted model, not a curated record
GCUCACAGACCUUUUGUUUGCUUUCUGCUUAAUGGAGGGACCUUAAAAUCCUCCUCACUUUCUCUCUCUCUCUCUCUCUCUCUCUCUCUCUUUCUCAAACGUACUUUCUCUCUCCUCAUCUAGUUUCUUCUACGUUUAAUUCCUUCCGGAAUUCUUGUUGUUAAUCGGAUCUUCUUCUCUCCUGUGUUGUUUGACUCGUAAUUUCACUUCGAUUUCUCAGAUUAACAAGAACUCAAAAACUCUUCGAUCUGAUGACUCCACCACUCUUAGGCGUUGAAGAUGGACAGGGAAACGUCUCGGCUUCCACCAUGGAAUCGAUUUUCCAAAAAACCUCUGGAUUAACUGAACGAAACUACCUUGGAUUAUCAGAUUGUUCAUCAGUCGAUAGCUCUGCUGUUUCUAACAUCUCAGAAGUGAACAGAAACAAUCUAAACCUUAAAGCUACUGAACUACGACUUGGUCUUCCAGGAUCUCAAUCCCCUGAACGUGAUCCACAAACAAACUCCGAGAAUCUCGAUGAAAAACCCUUGUUCCCAUUACUUCCUUCAAAAGAUGGAAUCUGUUCUUCCGCUUCACAAAAGAUCAUCGUUUCUGGAAAUAAAAGAGGAUUCUCCGACACCAUUGAAGGGAACUGGAUGUUUGCUUCAUCUGCAACUGAUUCUGAUGCUUCAAAGACUCAAGGAAAAGCGAAUAAUAGUAACACUCAAUCUCCCAUGAUUAAAGAUUCAACAACAUCAUCAAAGGCUCCAUUACCAAUUACUCUUAACAAAGUCAACAGUUCUAGUUCUAAUCCUCCUGCUGCUAAGGCACAAGUGGUGGGUUGGCCUCCAGUUAGAUCAUUUCGGAAGAACAUUUUGGCUACAAAUUCAAAGAACAAUGAUGAGGUGGAUGGAAAACCUGGACCUGGUGCUUUAUUUGUGAAAGUUAGUAUGGAUGGAGCUCCAUAUCUGAGGAAGGUUGAUUUAAGGAGUUACACUACUUAUCAAGAACUCUCAUCUGCACUUGAAAAAAUGUUUAGUUGUUUCACUAUUGGUCAAUGUGGAUCACAAGGAGCUCCAGGAAGGGAAAGUUUAAGUGAGAGUAAAUUGAGGGAUCUUUUACAUGGUUCAGAGUAUGUGCUUACAUAUGAAGAUAAAGAUGGUGAUUGGAUGCUUGUGGGAGAUGUUCCUUGGGAUAUGUUUAUUGGUUCUUGCAAGAGGUUGAAGAUCAUGAAGGGGUCUGAUGCUAUUGGUUUAGCUCCGAGGUCAAUGGAAAAGUCAAAGAACAGAAAUUAAAAAAAAAGCUUUUGGUGAAGGUGAAGAAAUGAAGAGCCACUUUAUGUUUUGAUUGCAUAGUUUCUAUGAAUAGUAAGAGUAAAAUGUCUGCAAGUUUUUAUUUUUAUUAUUAUUAUAUUAUUAUUAUUAUUAUCAUUAUGUUGCUUUUUAUAGGAAAAAAACCUCUUGUUGUUUUCAAUUACUCUCUUUGUAUUUCCAUGUGUGUGAUUGGGGGACAUUGUUGAACCACAAUGUUUCUUGGACUUCUUGUAGUCAACUAAUGUGUCAAACGAUAUGAUAUUAUUGUUUGUAUGAAUUUUGUGUUUUGGAUUGUA